AUGCCACUGAAUUUGUCGCGGUUUAAGAAGUUUCCGGAACUUGUCAAAGUUGUGUCGUUGGUGAGUGCAUUAGAAACCAACACAAACUACAACCUGGUCGGGCUGACCAAACGUCCGGCCCAGGCUUUUUGAAGGCCUUCUAACCUAGCAAAACCUGGUCUUUUCGGCCUCUGAUCCACACAUUUCCAGAGUUAGUGAUUCAAUAGGUCUAAAACUUGAACCAUGUCUAAGAAGCCUGCAAAAUUUGGGUCCGUUAGGAAUAUUUCAAUUGGGUCAAAAGUUUAGUGCUCAAAAAGAAUUCGAAAAGCCUGGGCCGAUAUUUUAGAGAACCCUGAACCUAGUCAACAACCUAUUUCAGGCGGCAUCGCUUUCCCUGUUAAUCUACCUGGGAACCAUCAAAUUCCGUCCCCCGGGGAUCUCGCUGAUCUGGUUCACAAUCGGCUGUUCCAUUGUCUUCGACACGUGCACCACUGCCGUUCUUCUCAAAGAAUACGACAUUUCGGUGAUGGCCAUCCGAAUGCUGCCCUACUCGGCCAUCGUGAGUCCUCUUCCGCCUGCUCCCCGUUCUGACCGUUCUCAGGAGUGCGUCGGCUCGAGUCUCGCCGUCAUCUGCUACGUCAUCUCGACGGCGCUUGCGAUCAGCAGCGAAGAAGUCACCGACGACUUCGGAUUCCUCGUCGUGGCGCUCAUUUGUCUCGUGAUUGCCGUCGUCUACACGGUCAACUUUGUGAUAAACGUUCGGAGAUGGAACAAUGGAUCGCAUCAUGAAAGUGAGCAGAAGUUUGUAGAAGAAAUGUGCUAUUGGUUACAGAUCCGUCGGGUGUCUACGAAUACACAAGCUACGGAACCGAUGAAUAA
Caenorhabditis sp. 36 PRJEB53466 is the source of this 858-nucleotide messenger RNA. NCBI's taxonomy places the organism in Eukaryota, Metazoa, Nematoda, Chromadorea, Rhabditida, Rhabditidae. The record is from the annotation of a GenBank genome assembly.